AUGGGAGAGAAGCAGAUCUUGUGCGUGGGGUUAGUGGUGCUGGACAUCAUCAAUGUGGUGGACAGGUACCCGGAGGAGGACGCCGACACCAGGUGCCUGUCGCAGAGAUGGCAGCGCGGAGGCAACGCUUCUAACUCCUGCACUGUUCUCUCCUUGCUGGGAGCCCCCUGUGCCUUCAUGGGCUCACUGGCCGCUGGCCACGUUGCUGAUUUUCUCCUGGAUGAUCUCCGCCGCUAUUCCGUGGACCUACGCUACACGGUCUUUCAGACCAUGGGCUCUGUCCCCAUCUCCACGGUCAUCAUCAACGAGGCCAGUGGCAGCCGCACCAUCCUUCAUGCCUACAGCUUCCUGGUGGCUGACUUCAGGCGGCGGGGCGUGGACGUGUCUCAGGUGGCCUGGCAGAGCAGUGGGGAGACCCCUUGCUCCUGUUGCAUCGUCAACAACUCCAAUGGCUCCCGUACCAUUGUACUCUACGACACGAACCUGCCAGAUGUGUCUGCUAAAGACUUUGAGAAGGUUGAUUUGACUCAGUUCAAGUGGAUCCACAUUGAGGGCCGGAAUGCAUCAGAGCAGGUGAAGAUGUUGCAGCGGAUAGAGAAGCACAAUGCCAGGCAGCCUCCAGAGCAGAAGAUCUGGGUGUCCGUGGAGGUGGAGAAGCCCCGAGAGGAGAUAUUUCAGCUGUUUGGCUUCGGAGAUGUGGUGUUUGUCAGCAAAGAUGUGGCCAAGCACUUGGGGUUCCAGUCAGCAGAGGAAGCGCUCAAGGGCUUGUACAGCCGUGUGAGGAAAGGGGGUAUGCUCAUCUGUGCUUGGGCUGAGAAGGGCGCUGAUGCCCUGGGCCCUGACGGACGGCUGAUCCACUCGGAUGCUUUCCCUCCACCCCGGGUGGUGGAUACGCUGGGAGCUGGAGACACCUUCAAUGCCUCUGUCAUCUUCAGCCUGUCCCAAGGGAAGAGCAUUCAGGAGGCCUUGAGGUUUGGCUGCCAGGUGGCUGGCAAGAAGUGUGGUCUGCAGGGCUUUGAUGGCAUCGCGUGA
This is a messenger RNA of Chrysochloris asiatica (Cape golden mole), 1032 nucleotides long. RefSeq names its product ketohexokinase (fructokinase) (gene KHK). Gene Ontology annotation, biological process: fructose metabolic process. The transcript is spliced from 9 exons. Gene Ontology annotation, molecular function: ketohexokinase activity. Bases 1 to 1032 code for a protein of 343 amino acids. NCBI's taxonomy places the organism in Eukaryota, Metazoa, Chordata, Mammalia, Afrosoricida, Chrysochloridae. The record is from RefSeq and is a predicted model, not a curated record.